Penicillium brasilianum is the source of this 1287-nucleotide messenger RNA. Lineage: Eukaryota; Fungi; Ascomycota; Eurotiomycetes; Eurotiales; Aspergillaceae. The record is from the annotation of a GenBank genome assembly.
AUGUCUGUCAUUCAUACUGUCCACGCAUGGGCCUCAUACCUGACCAAGAGCCUUCAAUCCAUAUACCCGCAAUUCUUCUUUGCUGAUAUCACCCUCAAGGACCAGUACAACCAGUUCACAAAUUCGCACGGGAAUGCUUCUACACCCGUUGUUUCCAUUGUCGGGACAGGUUCUUACUACCCCCAUAACACAAAAACCCCCGAGUGUCUUGAGGAGAUCAUCUCUACAUACUACGACAUAGAUCCAAUUUUGAAAAAGACUUGGGAAAUCAACAAAAGAUCCAGAAUACAACAACGCCACUUCGCUAUCCCAGACGAUGACCCUUACUGGAAAGACGAAAAACUACCGAGCAUUGCAGACUGUGAUGCAAUUUUCAAGCAAUACGGAGUCUCAUUGGCCGAGGAAGCAGCAAGAAAGGCACUAGGAGACUGGGGUGGCUCGUACGAGGACAUCACCCACAUUAUUGCGGUCACAUGCACCAAUACGGCAAAUCCUGGUUUCGACUUUAUACUAAGCGAGAGACUCGGUCUACACAAAAAUGUGAAACGUACUCUGCUUCAUGGAGUGGGCUGCGCAGGUGGUGUUGCUGCCCUGCGCACGGCGAAUGAGCUUCUUCUCGGGGCAGCAGCCCUUGGGAAGACGGGAAAAGCGCUAGUCGUUGCAUGCGAGCUCGUAUCAAUCUUCUGCCGUGCGGAAUUAGCGGCGAUUGUCAGAGAUCAGCAGGUGAAUAUUGGCGUUACGCUUUUCGGCGAUGGCGCUGGUGCGUUAGUUCUGAGCAAUGGAAUCGGUACUCAAAGUUCUGAAAAAGCGCCUCUCUGGAACAUACUCAACGCUCGGUCUACUAUUCUGAAGGAUUCGGCGAAUUGCCUUGAGUUUAAUGUCCAUCAACAUGGGUAUCACGCGGUGAUUUCAAAGGACGUCCCUCAACAUGUUUCUGCGUCACUUCCUGCCGGCUUCCAAGAUCUGAUUUCCACAACUCCUUGGCUCUGUUUAUCCAAGGCCAAUUUUGAGGCGUCUAGCUAUGAUUGGGCCUUGCAUCCUGGGGGUUACGACAUCCUUCUUCGGGCCCAAAACGUGCUGAACAUAUCGGAGCACCAUCUACGGAAGAGCUACGAUGUAUAUAAAACGCAUGGAAAUACUAGCUCUGCUACCAUUCUGAGCAUCAUCCACGAGCUGGCAAUUGAGGAAGGUUCUGCCAGAACUGGACGCGAUAAAGUUGUUGUCGGCGCGUUUGGGCCGGGUAUGACGAUGGAAAUGGCCGUCAUGACUAGGGUCACCCAACAAUAA